AUGGCCUCGCCAACUAUCGUCGCCUCGAUUGCGGCACUGACACUUGCCACGUGGGCGGUGUGGCGCCGGUUCUUUACCCGCCCCGCAAACUUUCCCCCUGGUCCCUGGGGUCUCCCAAUUGUGGGGAACCUGCACCAAAUUCCUCAAGGUCUGCCGUUUCUCGCCUUCGAUGGAUGGGCUAAGAAGUGGGGCCCUAUUGUCGGCUUCAAGCUUGGCUCACAAAACGCGGUAGCCCUGCAUGAUGCCGCCCUCGUACACGAGCUCAUCGUCAAGAAGGCGACAGUAUUCUCGGCGCGGCCCCCGCGAUACGUCGCCCAAGAGCACGUAAUUCCGGAGGGGAAGCACAUACAUCCUGUGUUUAUGAACAAUGACUAUGCCAUGCGCCUCCGCGCUGUUACCAAAGACUACCUAAGCGGCGCGGGACUCUUUAAGUUGGCCCCUAUGGCCAAGGCGAUCGGUAUGCGCCUGGUAUACGAUAUAUAUCAAUCGGACGGGGACUGGGCGGAUGACCUGGCGCAAUGGGCCAUAACAACACCGGUUGCUCUCAUGACCGGCGCGCCCGUCAAGGCAUUCGGAGACAACUUCACGCACGACUACCACCAGAUGACAAUCGUGUUCGAGGAGAUCAUGGUCUCUGGCGCAGCCGACAUCAUACCCUUCUUGCGCUGGGUCCCUGCCGUACUGUCUGACUGGAAGCGCCGGGCACCAAGUAUCCGCAAGGCUGUCCUGCAGGCUUACGACACUUUGAUGAGUGUGGCCAAGAUAGAGCAUGGCGGCUCGUUCCGGGGUCUCAUCCCCGCACUACUCAGCCAAUCCGCCGACCCGGCCACAGCACCUGAUCUGCGCAUGUCGGAGACGGAAAUCAAAAUCAUGAUGGGUGGACUGCUCGAUGCCGGAUUCGCCUCCACCGUUGCGACCUUCGAGACAAUCGUACUUGCCCUCACCAAGCACCCAAACGUACUGCGCAAGGUACAAGCCGAGAUCGAUGAAGUGCUCGGGGCAGGCGACGAAGUGCUCCUACCCGAACAUAUCGACCGUGCCCGGCUGCCGUACCUACAUGCAUGCGUGAUGGAGGUGCUCCGGUGGCAUGCUCCCACCCCCAUCCCCCUCCCGCGCGAGGUGGAGGCUGAUGUCGAGGUGCGCGGGUACCGCAUCCCCAAGGGCACCACAGUCAUGACCAACGUGUGGACCAUCCAGCGCGACCCGGAGUUCUAUGACGACCCUGAAAGCUUCAUCCCCGAGCGCUACCUCCGCAACCCCCUCGGCAUCAAGGACGGAACCUCGACUCAGAACCGUAAACCCUUAUAUACAUUUGGCUUUGGUCGGAGGGAGUGCCCGGGCAAGGACUUUUUCUUUCAGCAGAUGGAGAUCACCAUGGCGCAGCUUAUUUGGGCUUUCGAUUUCGUGCCGACCGGGCCGCUAGAUACCGAUGAUCGCACCGGCUUCGUGUUUGGGGUCGCAUCCCGGCCGAACCCCUUAAAUAUGAAGUUUAUCCCACGGCGGAGCCCGGACACUCUGUUGGCGGAAAAGAGAAAGGCUGAUAUCGCUCUGGACAAGAUUCUCGGCUUUUAA
Penicillium vulpinum is the source of this 1572-nucleotide messenger RNA. RefSeq lists its product as uncharacterized. The transcript is spliced from 2 exons. Lineage: Eukaryota; Fungi; Ascomycota; Eurotiomycetes; Eurotiales; Aspergillaceae. The record is from RefSeq and is a predicted model, not a curated record. Gene Ontology annotation, molecular function: iron ion binding; monooxygenase activity; oxidoreductase activity, acting on paired donors, with incorporation or reduction of molecular oxygen. Bases 1 to 1572 code for a protein of 523 amino acids.